Homalodisca vitripennis (glassy-winged sharpshooter) is the source of this 2548-nucleotide messenger RNA. Its product is annotated as tyrosine-protein kinase Dnt-like. The record is from RefSeq and is a predicted model, not a curated record. The transcript has 11 exons. Bases 653 to 2440 code for a protein of 595 amino acids. Gene Ontology annotation, biological process: positive regulation of kinase activity; multicellular organism development; protein phosphorylation. NCBI's taxonomy places the organism in Eukaryota, Metazoa, Arthropoda, Insecta, Hemiptera, Cicadellidae. Gene Ontology annotation, cellular component: signaling receptor complex. Gene Ontology annotation, molecular function: ATP binding; protein tyrosine kinase activity.
CGCGACGGCACUGCGGUGCCUGUGCGUGCGAGAGUCAGUCUCAGCAGCGUCGCGGCGCGGGUCGCUCUAGCGGCUCAGUACUGGGUCAUCGCCUGACGGUCGUGGACCGAACGUCCUCUCGCCAGGAGACGUGACAAAGUCGUACAUUCAGUGCUGGUGCUUCUUCAUUCAUUAUUAUUCUUACGGAUUUCUUUUAAAGGAACAUAAAAAUCUAUACUUUCUACUAUUCUGUUUUAGUUUCAAACCAAUUCGUAGUGUUUUGUACAAUUAUGGCAUUCAAAUUAUUACUUAAUACUGAAAGAGGAUGUAUUUACAAAAUAUUUAAACAAUUUUAAAUAUACAGACAAACACAUUAUUAUGGUUAUGAUUAGUAAGUUAAUUUAUAUAAAGUGAUAUAAAUAUUACGUGUUCAUCUGAAGAUUGAUGUAGAUUAUAACGUCGAAGGGUAAAAAGGUUAUAUUUGUUAUAAAAAUAAAUUAUUUGCUGUAGAUGUUUGAAGCUCUUCAUUUUGAUAACUCAAAGGUUUUGGUAAUUUUAAUGCUUAUUUAAUCAUUUAUUAGUAUAUUGAAAUCAACGUUAUUCGGACGUGAGAAAAAUUCUAGAAAAUAUUGCGUUGUUUUCUCACUAAUAAGUUUAUUUCGGCGCUUCUCCGAUGAUCACUUCCGGUUCCGGUUUGGUCCUGCUCCUUGCGCUACUUCAAGUCUCUGCGAAGUACAAUCUCUUCAUCAGCCAGGACGAAGUCAGGAAACUUCUAGGAUUGUCUUCAGAGCUGUUCUACGUGAGAGAUGGUGUCGUCAACACGUAUGCGAUGAACUUCAUAGUCCCGGUCCCCGCCAACAUCACGGCCCUCCACUUCUCCUGGCAAUCCCUCGCAAGGAGUCCGCUGCCGUACGUGUGGGUGGUGGAGUACAACAAUCGCGACGCUAUGCUGGAGCCUCUGUUCAACAUCACAGCCCGGGGAGUGAUCCCCACCCAGGUCCAGACGUUCAGCGUGGCACUCCCCUGUACGGGAGUCAGGAGUGCUGAGGUGAGGGUCGUGCUACAGCUCAACGUCACCUCCUACAGUAGGAUACAGAACGACACCUCUCUCUACUUCCGGCGGAACAAGAUUUGCCUCAGAGACUAUCCUGACACGGAACCUCCUCCCAGGAACGACUCUAUUCGCCUUGACCCUGGCUCUCUGACCUCUACCAACGCCACGUUCUACGUGGCCGUGUCCUGCGCAUGCGUCAUGAUCCUGCUGGUCGUCACGGUGACGUCACUCAGCUACGUGCGCAACAACAAGGGACGCGCCCAGGACUCCUUACACACCAGUUAUACGAGCGGUGCGUACGCCGGGAACCCCAACGUGUUCAUACGUCUUAACAGUGGGCUGAGCGGAAGCUACGCGACUAUCGCUUCUUGUCACAAGCCUCCGCUAACCCCCACUCCAUCACCCUACGCCACAUCCUACGUGACCACGGAUGGCAGUACACAUCACGUCUACUGCAAGCCUGCCUCUACCCGCGCAUCCUCCAGAGUCUCCUACUACGCGUCUUCUCCGCUCAUACAAGUGCCUCAGUUGGACCCAGCGGACAGGGUGCGGCGACUGAACGUCUUGCGGAAGACCAUCACUACCAAGAAGUUGCUGCAGGAGGGAACCUUCGGUCGCGUGUAUCUGGGCUCCUUCCAGCCCGAGGCCGAUCUGCACCCCCAGGAUGUCGUCGUCAAGACUGUCUCAGAAGAAGCAUCCAUGCUUCAAGUGUCGAUGUUGCUGUCAGAAGGAACCCUCAUGUACAGUCUGAUACACAAGAACAUUCUGCCAGUACUUGCAGCCAACACUGAUCCAUGUCUUCCACCACUUCUCGUCUACCCAUACAUCAGCAAUGGAAAUCUUAAGAGGUUCCUGACGCAGUGUAGGACGCGAGGGGGAGACCAUUACACUCUGGUGACUCAGGACCUCGUGGAGAUGGCCACACAGAUAGCUACGGCCGCCGUCUACCUUCACAGUCAGAGGAUAUGGCACAGAGACCUUGCUACAAGAAACUGCGUGGUGGAUGAAAAGCUGCGGGUGAAGGUGACAGACAGCGCACUCUCCAGAGACCUGUACCCCAGCGACUACCACUGUCUCGGGGACAACGAGAACCGGCCGGUCAAGUGGCUCGCGUACGAGUCCCUGGUACACAGAACCUUCUCAGCUCCUUCAGAUGUCUGGUCGUUCGGAGUGUUGUUGUGGGAACUGAUCACAUUGGCCCAACAGCCUUAUUCUGAAGUGGAUCCUUUCGAGAUGGCGGCGUACCUGAGGGACGGCUACCGGCUCGCUCAGCCGCUCAACUGUCCAGACCAACUAUUCGAAGUUAUGACCUGCUGUUGGAUCGCCGACCCCGAGGACCGCCCGUCAUUCUCCCAGCUGCUCGACUGUUUGUAUGACUUCUCAAACGCGCUUGGACGGUACAUCUAGAUAGUUUCAGUGUUUCAUAUCACGUGUUUGUUAUAAGUAUUUAAUUAAAAAAUCUGAAAAUACCAUAAAGUGUUUGUACAUAAACUGAAUUAAAUUCCGUUACUUGUA